This is a messenger RNA of Micropterus dolomieu (smallmouth bass), 2599 nucleotides long. Its product is annotated as histone-lysine N-methyltransferase 2B-like. The transcript has 8 exons. NCBI's taxonomy places the organism in Eukaryota, Metazoa, Chordata, Actinopteri, Centrarchiformes, Centrarchidae. The record is from RefSeq and is a predicted model, not a curated record. The coding region runs from base 571 to 2109 and encodes 512 amino acids.
CAGUCCCCGGCUCUGAGCUUCUCCCUGCCCAUGAUCUGCCUCUUCAGAUCCCUCAGCGUGAUGUGCGGGCCGUCAAAAACCACCGUGUCGUAGCUGAGUUUGGAGGAGAAUUUAUAAUGAACAUGAGUCAUGCUGAAAUCAAGCAAAAACGCCGUCAGAAACCCGACAGCUGACAGUUUCUCUGCGAUGACAGAAACCCUGUAUCGUGGUACUUCCUAUGGCUCAAAGUUAGCUAGCUAUCUGCUGUUAGCAGACCAGCUGCGUCGAGCGUCAGCGGUCCACCGCUAACAAGCUAGGUCGUUAAUUAACAACUGCCCGAUAAAGUGGCGUUGACAGGAUGACAUUUCCCGGCGUCUGGUGGAACAGCAGCAGAGAUUCAAACCAAAGCGCAUUCAGUUAGUUUCGAGUCUAAUUUGAACUUUAAUUCCUGCUAAAGCUGCUCUCAACCCGAAGUGUUCUCUGACAGAAACCACCAGCUGUUUCCACAAGCAACUGCUCGUCAGCACAGUGCACGCACCAUCUGAUGCUGCGUUCACGGGAUCCCAUAAGACUCCAACUUACGAGCAUCCAAUGAUUCAGCUAACGCACCCUGGCCUGAGCCAUUCGGUCCGGUUGCCCCUGACCAAGAUGACCCUCCUGAGGCUGAAGUUCAGGCUCCUGCUCCUCAGCAGUCCUCCUCAGACUCUGAGGAGAUGCAGGGUCCUGAUGGCCAGCCAGGAUCAGUGCAUCCUGAAGCUGGCCAAGGGCCUGUUGUUGCUUUCCGACAAGAUGGUAGACAGACUCAUCGUGCUCUGGAUACACCUGCCAGAGCAGGACAAACAGCUAGUAGUCUACCUUCCCAGACACCGGGUUCUUUUGCGCCAGAAGGAGAGGGAGAGGUCUGUGCUGGAGCAGGGAACUAGUGUCGUCCCUGCUCCAUCUGUUGCUGACCAGCCUCUCCCUCUAGCGAAAGGGCUGUCCUCUGUACAGGUGGAACAAGGACAGCUAUUCCACUGCAACGUCCCCACUGAGGAGCAGCCUGGAAAGUCCGGCAGCACUCCUCCUCCUCCAGGUGGCCGUGGCCUUGUCCCUCCUCCUCCUCCUCCUCCUCCUCCUCCUCCUCCUCCAGCACUGCUGGUCUCCCUGUUGGUGGUCUGGCUGACUCCUGCCCCUUGUGCCCUGUCAGAGGAACGAUCGACAUCAGUCCCGUUGGUGAUCCAGCCGAGUCCUGCUCGUGUCAAGUCCGUAGUCCUGCCCGUGGUCCAGACUACACCACCUCCUCGUUCCCUGUCCACAAUCCUUAGCCCAGAAGACCAGUCUCUGGUUCCCUGUUGUGCUGCUUCCCUGCCGGCGUCAAGUCCAGCUCGGCCUCCACAGUGGAUUCGCCUUCGUCACAGGCCUCCUACCCGACCUCCGGAGAGACCCUGCAUUUGCCGCCGGCCUCCAGUGAGGUUCUGCCUUCGCCGCCAGCUCAUCGCUGUUGGUCUUCGGUUCGGCCUCCAGAGGGUCUCCACCUUUGCCGUGGGCCCCCAGCCCGACUUCCUCGCUGGCCCCAUGGAUGUCCAAUCCUCCUGUGGGCUUUUGCCCUGUUCAGCCUGUUGGGUCAACACCCGGGAUUUCCCCCCCAACCGACCAGUUUCUCUGCCCUGCCUCCGUGCUGCCCGCCUGAUGUCCGCUGUUCCCUCUCUGCCUUUGAAUUUCUUUUUUUUUUUUUUUUUUCCCCAUUUUGGAGGGAAGGGGGAUUGCUCCCAUAAAGUGGAAUACAUUUACACCUCAGACCCUCUCUCGCUCCUGCAGCAUCCUCCUCCUUCCACCACCUCAGCAGCAGGACAGACGGGGGCUGGUGUCUUGGCUGUGCUGGAUGAGACCACAGACAAGGAGCUGCGAGAGGAGCAAGGAGCAAGACCCCCCUCUAUAACCUCCAGCAGCCCUCAUCAUGGUCCAGCUUGCAGUCACCGGCUCCUCUCUACACAGGAUCUGGCUUCUGCAGCUGACGUGCCCCAAGCCUUUAUGCACCGGGUCAUGACAAAGGCUGGGUUGUACAGGACUAUCCGGAGGGUCCUGGACAUCGACGGUUGGUAUCUCAUGCUCAGUGAGUACCUGGAGUGCUUCUAUGUAAGAAGGUCUUAGGUUGGUCACAGUGCAUCAUAAGGCAGCUGUCCCCCACCUACAGAUGGCAGUUUCCAGUUGUACUCAUGUACAAGCAGUCCUGUGACGAGAGGGUGGUUGCACAACUGAGGUCUCGCACUCUGGGUAACAGUGCUAUUCCGCUGUACAACACCCUGCGGGAGCAACAUUCAGGCGCCUGGAUGCGGAAAGCGAUCCAGUACCUCGACGUGUGCGAGCAGUUCCUGGCCUUGUGCUCGGUGAGGGUGCAGUUUCCACCAUCACCCAUCUAGCUGCUGACAGUGUAUGAUGUCCUGAUGCGGCUGGAUGACUUUGCUUUUAUACCACUCUAUGUAUGUUGCCACCCAGCCAAGUUGAACCAGAUCAGAUCGCCCCAGAGGAGAGGAAAUAGUGCAGGGACAGAAGCCAUGCUGGCCCAGUUUGGACCAAGCAACGGUAUAUCAGAGACUGUUGUGCCCACAUCUUUACAGAGACCUGCUCCACCAACAUCCCG